Molecule: messenger RNA, 3716 nt
Organism: Rhea pennata
Lineage: Eukaryota; Metazoa; Chordata; Aves; Rheiformes; Rheidae
Gene: SMIM14
Product: small integral membrane protein 14
Exons: 6
Coding region: 264-569 (101 amino acids)
Cellular component (GO): endoplasmic reticulum
Source: RefSeq, a predicted model, not a curated record
GCAGAUCCGGGUCUCGUGGCGCGGGCUGACGUGUGAGCCGGCCCGGAGCAGCGGGCCGAGCCGCCGGGGCCGCUCUGCCAGCCGCGGCCGCGCAGCCCUCCGCAGCCCCCGAGACGGCGCCCGGAGCACGAAAAUCCAGUCAGUCUCCAGUGGCUGUCUUCCAGGUCACCAGUUUGUGGGUAUAGGGACUGUUUGUACCAGCUGAACAUCCUUAUCUGUGCUAAUCGGUAUUCACAAUCAAGUUCUGGUUUAUCCAGAGAAUCAUGGCAGAAGGUGGAUUUGAUCCUUGUGAAUGCAUUUGCUCACAUGAACAUGCAAUGAGAAGACUGAUAAACCUGCUGAGACAGUCACAGUCAUACUGCACAGACACAGAAUGCCUUCAGGAAUUACCAGGACCAAAUUCCUCCAGUGACACUGGCAUCAGCUUUGCCAUGAUCAUGAUGGCCUGGGUGGUGAUUGCACUUGUCUUGUUCUUACUGAGGCCUAGUAAUCUGAGAGGAUCCAAUACAGCUGGAAAGCCAAGCAGUCCACACAAUGGACAAGAACCACCGGCCCCACCCGUGGACUAGAGCUUUCAGUAUUGGAAAAGUUCAGCAGCUAAAACCUUGCACGACCAAAUGAACGAAGUGACCAGAUUAUUCCUAAACCCCAUUCAGUGCAGUUUCCUUUUCUCAUUCACAUAAAGCAGAAUUAUCAUUCAGCAGUUAUCUUCAUGAACUGCUUUUAGCUACUUAAAUUUUAAGUUAAUUUUUGCUUUGUAUGUAAUUACCAUUUCUAGUAGGUGAUAAUUUGAUUAAAUGAUAAGGCGUUACAGGGGUUUUUGGUUGUUGUUGUAACUGUGGAUGUUCCACUUAGCUUCUUUCUGUUACAGCGAUCUUAAUUUCUUUGCAGUGGUUUCUGGUAUUCAUUGAAGGAAAGUGAAAAUCCCUGUGCAUCUAUAAAAAUGGAAGGUUAUUGAUCGUUCUUCAGAUUAAUCCCUGUUUUUUCUCCAGUAUAUUUUCGGGAGUUAUGUUAUGGUUGCAAUCAUCAGUUUAGUGAUGUGGUCAAAAAAAAAAUACUUUGUAUUUGCCCUCAGUUCAGAGCAGCUUUUAGUCAGUUCAUCAGACCACUAACAUAACUGACAUAGCUUUCAGGGUUGUUGGCAAAAGUAUGGAUUGUCCACUAGAAUUAAAGUACGUGUGUAUGUGUACAAAGAAGUGAAUGUGAUAAUCCACUGUCAAAGCCUUUGCAUAUAUGUUGGGAACUUUACACAAGAAAUUAUACCACCAAAAAUGAAAUUAACUUAAUCUUUUCAUUAAUAAAUGAUAUAUCUUAUUCAAUAUAUUGUCAAAAACAAUUUAUUCCAAAAACUAAUUAGUUUACUUAUAGAUUUUAUGAAAAGAGAAAUCUAGUGACAAGAACUUGGUAGAAUUUUCUGUCCUGGAUAUAGCCUUUUAAUAAUUAGUAUCUUAACAAAUAUUUAGCCAUGAUGUAAUGGAGAGGAUGAAAUCAUACCAACAGGUUACCAGCUUCUGAAAUACCAUACAUGCUGGAUGUUCAGGUAUUUUCACCUGUAUGUUAUCAGCAAUUCUUAACAUUUCAUCCUUAUUUACUGGUUGCAGUUGUAGAAUAACAAAAUUGCAGGUGGCAUAUAGGGCAUGUAUUUUCCCUCUAAUAUUUGUGUGUGUGUGGUGUGUUUGUUUGUGUUUCUGUGUAUGUGUGGCUGUGCACGUAUCUGUGCACAUCUCCCAUUUUAGCAAAUGGGAAUUAAUUUUUUAUGUACAUUAAUUUAAGGACAUUUUAAAGAUGUACAGAAAAGUGACACUGUAUAUUUUUCUUGAUUAAUUUGAAAAAAAAAUGAUGAGAAUAAUGUAAAGAGCAUUUUUAUGUUACCAACAUGGAGCUUCUUUCUUUAAAGGUCAGUAGAACAGGCAUAUGGGAAUUCAAAGCCUUGCUCUACAAACCUUUAUUUCAUGAAGAUUUUCGUUAUGGAGCUAAAGGGACUAACUGUUCACAUGCAUAAAGGUUUGUAUUAACGGGCUCUAACAAAAUCGUACGUUGGAUCCCAUGGUUGAUAGACACAGGAUGUUCCUCCUCAGGGUAAAUGACAGGUCAGCUAAGCCUCCUUGUAAGGGUACAACAUAGACCUGAAGAAAGGCUUCUGUAAUUUGACAUAAUUGCCCAUUGAAUUUCUGUGGAACAGUAUGCUCCCAAGCAAUACGUAGGAGCACGUGUUAAAAAAAAAAAUUAAGAAAAGUGGGCCAGAUGCUCUCAGUCACAUCAGUGCAAUGCCACGUAAGGCGGUGGAGUUGCAGCCGAGAAAUUGAGAGCAUCUGUCCUACUAUGUCUAAUGGUGUACAGGCCACAAACACUGUGUGAAGACGUCACUGGGACAUGCAAUCUGACUGUGCUUGUUUUUUGCCUUCCUUGUAUAUUUGUAUUGGGGAUUUUUUUGAACAUUUUGAACGGAGUAAGUAAUACGGAAUCAUUUUGUUGAACCAAGAAGAAAACAUGAAUAACCUACUACACUGGCCUUUUCACCAAGAACUUUUGGCUACAAUUCUUCACUAUUGGAUGCAUAAAACAAGCUUUUCUAAAUGAUUAAAUAACCAACUAAAAAAGGCUUCAUUUCGGGCAGAGGGAGCCGUUCCUGGUCCUGUUGAAAUCCGUGAGAUUUACAGCAGAUGUUCCUCACUUCUAAGGAUCAUUCUUGCUUUACUUAAAUAUUUGUGUAGGUAUUUAUAGAACUUAUCAUGUGCACCCAGCUCUAGCGGUCUUGGCCAAUGAACUUCUUGUUCAGAGAAACGUUGAUUUUUACGUUUAAAUAAGGUGUCUUUGCUUGAAAUUCCUCUAAGUAAUUGUCCCAGUGAUUUUAUACAUGUAUGCUUUCCUCAUGUAAAUUGCUGUUUUAAAUUUUCUAUGUAAAAGAAGAACAUUGGAAACAUUUUAUUGUAAAAUGUUUUACUGAAGAGCCAGGUCACUAUCCCACACCAAAAUGUAUGCCUUUUAAAUUCAGAGAUACUCUCUUCAGGACAUAACCUUCAGAUCACCACUCUUUAAUGAAAGUAAAAGUAACUAAUUAUAGGACUGUAUUUUGCCACUCUUAUUCAUGUUAAAUAGUGCCUUACUCAUCAAGUAGUUGCACUGAAGUUUGUGGGACUACUCUGAGAUAAUGUACUAGUAGCAGCUUUAGUAAGGGUGGCAGAAAUCUGGCCUUUAGUGAUGUAGUUUGCGAUGAAAUAAUUGUAUCAUGGUUGCAGAUGUUUAUGGUAAAUUUUGAAAAGAAGUGUGGAAAAGAUUAGCGGGAUGUGAAGCUUCAGGAUAUGAUUAAUUGUGUAAUAAGGAUUUUAAGCUCACUAAGAGACAAAUUGUAGCAACUUGGGAAGUACGGAGGACAGUUUACAAUUAUACUUUAGCUUAGAACUUUGUUGAAACAAUAGUAUUUUUAGAGUAUGCUUAACACAAUUAUUAUACUCUGAAAUGAGAAAUCAUAUGUAUUCAUGUAUUGUCUGCAGAUCACUUAGCCUUGUAAUGAUCAGUAUUGAAAAAGGAAGGUGACGAUGUGAUGUACCAAAUGUAAAUUGGUGGUUUAAAAAUGUCUGAAUUAUGCCAAACAAAAAUAAUCUGUGCCAUUUGCAGUUUCCUAGUAAUCUUUUACUGAGUACUUGGAUUGGGAUAAAGGGCUUGUACUAUGCACUUUUUAUUGACUUAACAAAAUAAAUAGCAAACAUUAGUAA